Pyricularia grisea is the source of this 262-nucleotide messenger RNA. RefSeq lists its product as uncharacterized. The record is from RefSeq and is a predicted model, not a curated record. The transcript has 2 exons. The coding region runs from base 59 to 163 and encodes 34 amino acids. NCBI's taxonomy places the organism in Eukaryota, Fungi, Ascomycota, Sordariomycetes, Magnaporthales, Pyriculariaceae.
GUUUGUUUAGGUACCUUACCUAGCAAGCCUAGGUAAGGUAGGGCUUCCUUAGUUGUGAAUGGUCGGCAUUCUAGAAGUUGGUUCAGCGGUCGCGGUAUUUCCGGGGCCAACCAAGACACUGAAGUCGCCAAUUAGGAUUCUUCGACACUCUGGAAGGAUUUGAAAAGCAACCAAAAAUCUUGAUGGCAAUCAUCAAGUCGAAAACGCCGCCGUUUCAACGACGGGUUGCGCCGAUUCCAUUCCAGCCCCUAGGCGGUCCAUG